Penaeus vannamei (Pacific white shrimp) is the source of this 363-nucleotide messenger RNA. The record is from RefSeq and is a predicted model, not a curated record. Lineage: Eukaryota; Metazoa; Arthropoda; Malacostraca; Decapoda; Penaeidae.
AUGGAAGUUCGACCGCUGACCGUGUCCGUGGAACGUUCAAUUCUCGUCCUUAAGCUAUACUUCCAUACUUCUGAGGAAUACGAGUAUCACAUUCCCAACCUUCCCACAUCCACCCACACAUCCUACAAAAAAUACACCCGACAUCCCCCACAAACAACCGACAAAGACAAAACACCAACACCCAAAAAGCCACCUUCCAACACCCCACAAAGACACACGCACCCCCACACCCCCACAGAGAUCCCCCAUACCCCUCACCAAGACACCUCCCACACAAAGAAACCCACACCCCCACCCCACAAAGACCCCCACACCCACACCCCACUAAGACCCACGCCCACUAAGACCCCCACACUCCACUAA